AUGGCACCUGCCCCGUUUAAGGCUCCUGCAGCUGCAGUGACGACCCAGGAGAAAAUGACACCCGCCUUUGACAUCGAUGCCCCACGCUGGGACCAGGGCACGUUCUUGGGGCGCCUGCGGCACUUCCUGGCCAUCACCGACCCACGGCUGGUGCUGGUGCCCAAUGCCGAACUGGAGCGGGCCAAGGCACUCGUGCAGGGCUGCAGGGCUGGGCUGGUACCACCGGGGAGCAGCCAGGAGCAGCUGCACUAUGCCAAGACGCUCUAUGACUCGGCCUUCCACCCUGACAGCGGCGAAAGGAUGAACGUGCUGGGCCGCAUGUCCUUCCAGGUGCCCGGCGGCAUGGCCCUCACUGGCUGCAUGCUCCAGUUCUACCGGACAGUGCCUGCCGUGGUAUUCUGGCAGUGGGUGAACCAGUCCUUCAACGCCAUCGUCAACUACACCAACCGCAACGCCGCCUCCCCCAUCUCGCUGAAGCAAAUCGCUGUGGCUUAUGUCACUGCCACCGGCACGGCGCUGGCCACUGCCGUGGGGCUCAACCUCUACACGAAGCGAGCCCCUCCCCUGGUUGCCCGCUGGGUCCCCUUCGUGGCUGUGGCUGCUGCCAACUGCGUCAACAUCCCGAUCAUGAGGCAGCAGGAGAUCAUCCAUGGGAUCACGGUGACAGAUGGGGACGGCAACGAGCUCGGCCGCUCCAGGAGGGCUGCGGCCAAGGGCAUCACGCAGGUCGUGAUGUCCAGGAUCACCAUGGCGGCACCGGGCAUGAUUAUUCUGCCAAUCAUCAUGGAGCGGCUGGAGAAGUUCCCCUUCAUGAAGAGAAUCCGGGUACUCCACGCGCCUUUGCAAAUGCUGCUGAGCGGGGGCAUCCUCGUGUUCAUGGUGCCGGCGGCCUGCGCCCUGUUCCCACAGCGAUGUUCCCUGGCGCUGGCUGACCUGGAGCCGGAGCUGCGUGCCAGCAUCGUGGCCGAGCGCGGGGACCAAGUGCCCUACGUCUACUUUAACAAGGGGCUGUGAAUGGAGGCUGCCCUGGAGCCAUCGUGC
Tinamus guttatus (white-throated tinamou) is the source of this 1041-nucleotide messenger RNA. RefSeq names its product sideroflexin 2 (gene SFXN2). Gene Ontology annotation, cellular component: mitochondrial inner membrane. Lineage: Eukaryota; Metazoa; Chordata; Aves; Tinamiformes; Tinamidae. The record is from RefSeq and is a predicted model, not a curated record. Gene Ontology annotation, biological process: monoatomic ion transport; serine import into mitochondrion. Gene Ontology annotation, molecular function: monoatomic ion transmembrane transporter activity.